Molecule: messenger RNA, 2712 nt
Organism: Saccostrea cuccullata (small rock oyster)
Lineage: Eukaryota; Metazoa; Mollusca; Bivalvia; Ostreida; Ostreidae
Biological process (GO): cell adhesion; extracellular matrix organization
Cellular component (GO): extracellular matrix
Molecular function (GO): cell adhesion molecule binding
Source: RefSeq, a predicted model, not a curated record
AUGGAGACCCGGAGUGUGAUUUUUAAACUUUUGAUGUCAUUUUACUUCAUUAAUUAUGUGCAAGGACAAGUUAUAUCGGAAAAUAUUCUUCAAAUUUUAACACGAACUUCAGGGUUUUAUAAGUUUGCACAGCUAGUUCAUAGGGCGGAACUAACAGAGUUUUUUGAAGUUUCGACCAACAUGACUGUGUUUACGUUCACUGACAAAGCUUAUUACCAGCUAACAGAGCCGUUCCUAACAAAGCUUAUUACAGAACGCAAUGAGAUAGAUAACUACAAUGUUACUGAGCUUCAAGACUACCUUAAAUUUUGUUCAGUCUAUGGAAAUCGCAUUACAACCUCCUCUCUCAGGGACAAUCAGUACGAGCUAAGCAUGAGUUCCAAUGGAGACAGACUUUAUUUUAAUCGCAUCCAGAGAAUACACACGACAGCAGGACUCACUUAUGAAACUAAGUAUUAUGUCAACGGUGUGGAGAUUUCGGAGGGAUCACGUGACAUCUCGGCCACCAAUGGGAUUGUUCAUGCUCUAAAUGGAAUCAUGCGGAAGACGAUUCAGAAGACAGUCUAUAGGUGGAUCCAAGAUCCCGAGGAUACUACCCGGCAAUUUAAGAUAUUCCUCGAUUUGAUGAGUUACCUUUAUACGAUGGACAGCAUAAAUGAAAUUUCCUCAUCAGAAAAUAUUACCACCUUGUUUAUUCCCAGUGACAGUGCAAUGCAAAAGAUACCUAUCUCCGUGCUGAUCAGACUGAAGAACGAUCCCUCAGAAUUACAACGGGUCAUUCAAGCUCAUUAUGUACGUCACCGGGCAAUUUUCACCAACUGUAUUCCUCACAAUGAGAGUUUUACUGAUGCCAACGAUCAACCAUUGACAUUUCGCAAAUCAGGUGACAAUGUAUAUGUUUACAGUGGUGGUUCGGGGACGGCAAUUAUGGAGGGUAAUAUAACGAUGUCUAACGGUGUGGUUCAUAUCGUGGAUCAGUUGCUGGGACUCGUGUACAACAACAUUCGUGAACAAAUUCAAAGAGAAUCCAUGAAAUUUGAUCAAUUAAUAAAUUUAGGCACAGAAAAAAUAAAGAGUGCCUUUGUACAGCCUUCGGGGGUAACCGUCUUCGUGCCUUUCGACAACGCCUUCCAAAAAAUUGCGAACAUCCCCUGGGCAAAUCUUACCUAUAACCAGACAUUAGCGGACAUGGUUAUUCGACUGCAUAUUUUGAUGCUCAACAACACAGUAAGAAUUGCUUCUUUGCCAGCAAUGAGCGGAUACGAUAGUCGUCAAUACAGACAAACCAUGUAUAAAAACGAAAGAGUCAUUAUCUAUAAUGACAGAGAUGAGACAUGGGUUCAGGAUGGUAACGUGAAAGCUCGCAUAAUCAAGCCGGACAUCGAGACGGUAAACGGUUUGGUCCAUAUCAUCGACUCUGUACUGGGCAUUCCCUACCUGGAUCUUCCCAUGUUGAUCUGCCAUGAUAUCUUGUUGUUGCGCACAUACGACUUUAUGAUAAGAGUUGGUUUAAAGAACUACCUGACGGACCGUAGAUUCACAGCAGAGACGUGCAGUUUUGAAAAAUCCGGCUAUCCCUUUAAUUACGUAUCAGCCGUGCAUACUAACCAGGGCACGGCCUGUCCUAUGUACUGUAUCCUGGCCCCGUAUCAGAAUCAAUACCCCUGUAACACUCUCCUAUGUCAGCCCACCCCCUGCCCCACAUACUGUGCCCAGGAAAUUUACCAAAAUCAGUACCCCUGUAAUACAGCUAUUUGUAUACCUCGGGGGUCUUACUGCCCCUCCUACUGUUCGCAGCCCGAUUUCGCUAAUACCCAGCAAUGUCUUGUGAGUUGUAACGGGAGCUCAACAACGCAGUGUCAGUAUGUCACGUACUGUAGAGACCCCAGCAAUGCCAACAAAUCUCCGUGCAACACGUAUCCGUGCAACAUGCUAAACACAGGGACACAGAGUGGCGCAGAUUACGACAUGGGAUGUUGCGGAACGAGCAGAGUGGCAUGUGAAUUCACAGUCUUCGUUCCCAAUUCUAGUGCUGUAGACUAUUUUUCACUGUCGCUUAAUGGUGUCAGAGUCAUGAUAGACACACCACGAUUUCAGUAUUUGUUUAAGCGGCUCAUUGCUCCUGGUAGAAUUUACUUAGAAAAACUUGCAAAUGGUAACCACCAGAUAAAAAUGCUAAAUGGCGAGACAAUAAAUGUCUCUAAAGCAAACGACAGAGAUGUACGGAUUUACUUUGGAGAUGCAUCAGCGAAUGUUAUUUAUAUGGACGAAGGAGCUACUAACGGAGUCAUGCAUAUAAUUGACCAGUUGCUGUUCGUUCAGGAAGAUAUUACGAGAAACAUUUCACCUCCAAAAGAGGUCAUAGAAGAAGACGAAAUGCGAAAGGGUUUUUGUUAUAAAGACACUCAAACCCUUGGGAUUCAUACUGACUGUGAUUCAAAUUCUACAAGGGUUGUAAUUGAAGAAGACUCGAAAGAUGACAAAAAAUGUCAAAACUCCCGUAACUCUGCCGAUAGAAGAGUCAUCUGUGUAGUGGGGGGCUAUGAUAAAGCGUACAGAAUGUUGACGUUUACCUUGACAUCUAACAACACAGAGAAUUCUGGGAAUUCAAUCUUGGUUAAUACCACGUGUGAUGCCGGAACUGGUCAGAGGAAAAAUAUCACAUUGUUUCCUUGUUGUAAGUAUAUCAGUUUCACAUUCAAAAAUGAAUAA